Messenger RNA from Coniophora puteana RWD-64-598 SS2, 726 nucleotides. RefSeq lists its product as uncharacterized. NCBI's taxonomy places the organism in Eukaryota, Fungi, Basidiomycota, Agaricomycetes, Boletales, Coniophoraceae. The coding region runs from base 1 to 726 and encodes 241 amino acids. The transcript has 4 exons. The record is from RefSeq and is a predicted model, not a curated record.
AUGAAGACACUUACUGAAUCUGUUCUGUACCUUCGCAAACCGACGAAUCUAUGCAAAGCGAAAUACAACCUAAGUAAAUUUCGAUACGCGACCCCAACCCUUUUGGAGAACCCGAAUGAGCGUCCAAGCAACACGUCUGACAAGCUCGUCGAACUACUUCACGAGAUAUCUAUUCACAAGAACAGCCAGGCGGAGUGGGCCGAUUUCAUUUGCCAGCUUUGCCACGAGUUAACUGACUUUCAGACUCACGACGGAACAGAGGACCUGCGCAUCACGUACAUAUGGGACAAGACCCCUGACUCGUCACCUUACGCCACCACAUCCCCUUUCACAAUCUGUUUCUACAGUACCAGCGACCACGAAGACUCUGUUUGCUGCACCCUACCCCAAAUUCUACUUCAUUUCAUCGGCGAGUACAUCAAUAUCCAGGAGAACAUCACCGGAGUUGUUCCUUUGGUGAAAGAAUGCAUUUCACAUAUCGCCUUUCACCAAGCCCCUGACGCCACGUCGGGCCUCAUACUUUGCACGGAAGCUUUUCGAGACGCGUUCGAACAUGUGACGGCAACCCACCCCAUUCAAAAAGGAUUUCAUCACCCGAUGACUUCUUUAGCCAAAGUGCCCGACGGUAUCUUUGAUCGAUUUCGCGUUGCCGUCGCAUUGAGAUGCGAAAGCUUCCUCGGACUAACAGAAGAAUCUGUUCCUGGGCUUGGUGGUACGAAUGUGUAA